UUGAAGCACUUGAGAUUUUAUUGAUUAAUUGAUUUUUUAUUUUUUUACUUUGUGUCAACCAUCUCUUAGAAUCUGGAUUUGGGGGACUGACUUAAGAUUGGCUGGGAGAAGUCAGUAGGGAACCUCAGGAUUUGUCCAGAAGCUGGGAAGUUUCGUUUGUUUGUUUUUUUUUUUUGUGAGACGAAGUCUUGCUCUGUCACCCAGGCUGGAGUGCAGUGGCGCGAUCUCAGCUCACUGCAAGCUCCGCCUUCGAGGUUCACGCCAUUCUCCUGCCUCAGCCUCCCGAGUAGCUGGGACUACAGGCGCCCGCCACCAUGCCCGGCUAAUUUUUUUGUAUUUUUAGUAGAGACGGGGUUUCACCGUGUUAGUCAGGAUGGUCUGGAACUCCCAACCUCAGGUGAUUUGCCCACCUCGGCCUCCCAAAGUGCUGGGAUUACAGGCGUGAGCCACCGCGCCCGGCCGGAAGUUGUAGUUUUUAAACCAGUUGACUAGUACAGGUGUACCCAAGAGUUUCUCAAAAUAAGAGUUACCAGCACCCAAAAGUUACAGUCAUCAGCCAGGGCCACAAUUCUCUGCUCAGCUCCUCCUGCUGUUGUUCCUCUCUUCCCGAGCCGUUCUCUGACUUUGAGAGCCUCUGCCUGUCCACAGGCCUAGUGUAGACCUCUCCUUCGAGAUCUGUCAUUUGGGAGGUUAUUAUAGUAGAUGGUGAUAUGGGUUCAGGGCAGCUAGUUUGCAGUUUAGAAUCUCUGCCAUGUACUGAAGCCCAAAACUAUUAAACUGAGUAUACAAGAAUGUUUUGGUGCUGCCCUGGCUUCUUGGCUCUACCUUCUUAUCUAAUCUUAGUUGUCAAUGAUUUCAAGAGCAAACAGCCAAGGAAGCCUGAAGACCAACAAGAAACUUUGAGCAGACCUGGCUUGCAACUAUUUAUAAAUUAAUUUUGUUAUUCCUUCUUUCCUAUAUAUGUGUAGUUCCAUGAAUUCUACUUUGAACUGGUUAUAACAUCUUACUGGUUCCCUCAUGAAUGAGUUACAUAAAAAUUUUGAUAUGUUUUCAUUUUAUGUUGUAUGAAAGGCAUGAUUUUUACCUCUGAAAGUAUCUUUUAACAUUAGGUACAUUAUAUGCUAAGUACUUGUCUAGAUACUUUAUGUGUUUAUUUUGCAGACACACAGAACACAUUUGUAUAUGCCAGGUGCUGUUUUAAGUGAUCUAUAAGUAUUAACUAAUUCAAUCCUUAGAAUAGGACUAUGUCAUUUAAACUUCUCUUCAGCUCUUAUUAUCCCUAUCUUAUUAAAUGGAGGCUGAGAGGCCCAAGGUUGUGUUAUUAAAUUGUAGGGUCUGUGUGAGGCUGAGGCAACUGCCCUCCCCAGAAGACACUGGGAGCUCCCUGCUAGGGACUAAAUGUUUGUGUCCCCUCUGCAAUUCAUAUGUUGAGACCCUAACCCCCAACGUGAUGUUAUCAGGCAUUUGGCAGAUAAUUAGCUACAGGUGAGGUUAUGAGCAUAGGCCCCCAUAAUGGGAUCUGUGCCCUUAUAAGAAGUGACCAGGAAGCUUGCUCUUUCUCUGUCUCCAACAUGAAGGUGUCCUUCUGCAAACCAGGAAGAGGGCCCUCACCAGGAACUGAUUGGCCAGCACUGUCAUCUUGGACUUCCCAGCCUUCAGGACUGUGACAAAUAAAUUGCUAUUGUAAGCCACCCAGUCUAUGGUAUCUUUGUUAUAGCAGCUUGAGCCAAGAUAUACCCUCUAAUGGUGCUGUAGGAUGGGGUGAGGAAAGGCCCCCAGCUCUGUUUUUUGGGAAGCUGCAUCUUUAUUUUUAUUAUUUGUUUGAGACAGGGUCUCACUUUGUCACCCAGGCUGAAGUGCAGUGGAACGAUCUUGGCUCACUGCAGUCUCAGGCUCCUGGGUUCAAGCAAUCCCCUUGCCUCAGCCCCCUAAGUAGCUGGGACUACAGGCACGUGCCACCAUGCCCUGCUAAUUUUUGUAUUUCUUUAAGAGAUGGGGUUUUGCCAUGUUACCCAGGCUGGUCUCGAACUCCUGAGCUCAAGCCAUCUGCCCAUUUCAGCCUCCCAAAGUGUUGGGAUUACAGGCAUGAGCCAUCCUUCCAGGCCAGAAUCUGCAUCUCUAAAGAGCAGAUUCUCCUGCCUCAGCCUCCUGCGUAGCUCCUCCUUCAUGCCACCAUGCCCAGCUGAUUUUUUGUAUUUUUAGUAGAGAAGGGGUUUUACUGUUUUAGCCAGGAUAGUCUUGAUCUCCUGACCUCGUGAUUCACCCUCCUUGGCCUCUUAAAGUGCUGGCCUCUUAAAGUGUGAGCCAUCGCGCCCGGCCGGUUUAUUUUUUUAAAAAUGGCUGGGCACAGUGACUUGUGGCUGUAGUCCUAGCUACUUGGGAGGCUGAGGCAGGAGGAUUACUUAAGCCCAAGAGUUGGAGGCUGCAGUGAGCUAUGAUCGUGCCACUACACACUCCAGCCUGGGUGACAGAUCAAGACCCUGUCUUAAAAAAAAAAAAAAGUAUGAUUAUUAUCAGAGUCUCUAGGUGACAGUGAGAGGCAGCCUGGUGCAGGGGAUAGGGCACAGUUGUAAUCUGCUAGACUGGGUUCAAAUCCUAAAUCGGCCAUUCAGAGCGUGAAUAAAUUAGAACUGGCUUAAAUUAGCAUUUAAAAUGUCAACAGGAUUAAGUAAGUACUUUCUUCUCACUUUUUCCACAGGAGGUGAGAAAGGUCUCAGUAAGGCCCUGGGAGGGAAGGGCGUGGGGAUGAAAGGGAUCCAGAGAGUCUGUGCAUUGGCAGAGAAGAUAGUGUAACUGGCCCUGCGGCUGGAGGGCUGGUCCCACAGUGAGCUACAGCCCUGCCCGCUGGCCGUGGGAGAGGCUUAAAACAAACGCCGGAAGCAACUCCCAGCCCCAUAAAGAUCUGUGACAGGCAGCCCCAGACCUGCCUGCCUUCCUGACUUCUGUUCCAGAGCAAAGGUCAUUCAGCCGCUUGAAUCAGCCUUUUCCCCCCACCCGGUCCCCAACUUUGUUUACCCGAUAAGGAAGGUCAGCAUUCAAAGUCAAGAAGCGCCAUUUAUCUUCUUACCCUGCGCUCUACAAAUAGUUCCGUGAGAAAGAUGGCCGGGAACUCGAUCCUGCUGGCUGCUGUCUCUAUUCUCUCGGCCUGUCAGCAAAGUUAUUUUGCUUUGCAAGUUGGAAAGGCAAGAUUAAAAUACAAAGUUACGCCCCCAGCAGUCACUGGGUCACCAGAGUUUGAGAGAGUAUUUCGGGCACAACAAAACUGUGUGGAGUUUUAUCCUAUAUUCAUAAUUACAUUGUGGAUGGCUGGGUGGUAUUUCAACCAAGUUUUUGCUACUUGUCUGGGUCUGGUGUACAUAUAUGGCCGUCACCUAUACUUUUGGGGAUAUUCAGAAGCUGCUAAAAAACGGAUCACCGGUUUCCGACUGAGUCUGGGGAUUUUGGCCUUGUUGACCCUCCUAGGUGCCCUGGGAAUUGCAAACAGCUUUCUGGAUGAAUAUCUGGACCUCAAUAUUGCCAAGAAACUGAGGUGGCAAUUCUAACUUUUUCUCUUCCCUUUAAUGCUUGCAGAAGCUGUUCCCACCAUGAAGGUAAUAUGGUAUCAUUUGUUAAAUAAAAAUAAAUAAAGUCUUUAUUCUGUUUUUCUUGAAA
Messenger RNA from Pan troglodytes (chimpanzee), 3651 nucleotides. It is a transcript of the gene MGST2, whose product is annotated as microsomal glutathione S-transferase 2. Gene Ontology annotation, molecular function: glutathione transferase activity; glutathione peroxidase activity; enzyme activator activity. Gene Ontology annotation, cellular component: endoplasmic reticulum; nuclear envelope; membrane. The coding region runs from base 3099 to 3542 and encodes 147 amino acids. Lineage: Eukaryota; Metazoa; Chordata; Mammalia; Primates; Hominidae. The record is from RefSeq and is a predicted model, not a curated record. The transcript has 5 exons. Gene Ontology annotation, biological process: leukotriene biosynthetic process.